This is a messenger RNA of Molossus molossus (Pallas's mastiff bat), 2486 nucleotides long. It is a transcript of the gene POLI, whose product is annotated as DNA polymerase iota. Lineage: Eukaryota; Metazoa; Chordata; Mammalia; Chiroptera; Molossidae. The transcript has 10 exons. The coding region runs from base 1 to 2211 and encodes 736 amino acids. Gene Ontology annotation, biological process: translesion synthesis. Gene Ontology annotation, molecular function: damaged DNA binding; DNA-directed DNA polymerase activity. The record is from RefSeq and is a predicted model, not a curated record.
AUGGAGGAGCUGGGGGUGGAGCCCGAGGAGGAAGGCGGCGAUGAGGAAGAGGACGCAGCCCUGGCCAUGGAACGCGCGGAGGCGGGGGUGUCAGUCGGCUCGCCGGUUCAUGAUCAAGUGGUGCCAGCAGGAAGUUCUUCAUCCAGAGUCAUAGUACACGUGGAUCUGGAUUGCUUUUACGCACAAGUGGAAAUGAUCUCAAAUCCGGAACUAAAGGGCAAACCUUUAGGGGUUCAGCAGAAAUAUUUGGUGGUUACCUGCAACUAUGAAGCUAGGGAACUUGGAGUAAAGAAACUUAUGAAUGUUAGAGAUGCAAAAGAAAAGUGUCCACAGCUGGUGUUAGUUAAUGGAGAAGACUUGACUCGUUACCGAGAGAUGUCAUAUAAGGUUACAGAGUUGUUGGAAGAAUUUAGUCCAGUUGUUGAGAGACUUGGAUUUGAUGAAAAUUUUGUGGAUCUAACAGAAAUGGUUGAGAAGAGACUACAGCAGCUUCAAAGUGACGACCUUGCAGCACUGACUGGGCCCGGUCAUGUGUACAAUAAUCAGUCUAUAAACCUGAAUGACGGCCUGCACAUCAGACUGCUUGUUGGAUCUCAGAUUGCAGCAGAGAUGCGGGAAGCCAUGUAUAAUCAGCUGGGGCUCACUGGCUGUGCUGGAGUGGCUUCCAAUAAAUUACUGGCAAAAUUGGUUUGUGGUGUCUUUAAACCAAAUCAACAAACAGUCUUAUUACCUGAAAGUUCUCAAGCUCUCAUUCAUAGUUUGAAACACAUAAAGGAAAUGCCUGGUAUUGGCUAUAAAACCUCCAAACGCCUUGAAGCACUGGGUAUCAGUAGUGUGUAUGAUCUUCAAACCUUUUCAUCCAAAAUAUUGGAAAAGGAAUUAGGAAUUACAGUUGCUCAGCGUAUCCAGAAGCUCAGUUUUGGAGAGGAUAACUCUCCUGUAACACCCUCAGGACCACCUCAGUCCUUUAGUGAAGAAGAUUCAUUUAAAUGUUCAUCAGAAGUCGAAGCUAAAAGUAAGAUUGAAGAAUUACUUGCUAGUCUUUUGAACAGAGUAUGCCGAGAUGGAAGGAAGCCACAUACAAUAAGGUUAAUAAUCCGCCGGUAUUCACCUGAGAAGCACGGUAGCCGUGAGAGUCGUCAGUGUCCCAUUCCAUCACACAUAAUUCAGAAGUUAGGGACAGGAAGUUAUGAUGCAAUGACCCCAAUGGUUGAUAUACUUAUGAAACUUUUUCGAAACAUGGUGAAUGUGAAGAUGCCAUUUCAUCUAACCCUUUUAAGUGUGUGCUUCUGCAACCUGAAAGCACUAAAUGUUGCUAAGAAAGGGUCUAUUGAUUAUUAUUUGACACCAUCAUCAUCAACAACUUCAUGCUCUAGCAAGCGCAGUUUUAAAAUGAAAGACACUCAUAUGGAGGAUUUUUCCAAAGACAAAGAAACAAAUUGUGAUUUUCUAACAACUAGAAGAAUUGAAAGUACAAGAACUGGGGAGUCUCCACUAGAUACUAUACAUUUUUCUAAAGACAAAGACAGUGAUGAACUCCCUCUCUGCUCACUUCCUGAGGGUAUUGACCAGGAAGUCUUCAGGCAGCUUCCAGUAGAUAUUCAAGAAGAAAUUCUGUCUGGAAAAUCUGGAGAAAAAGUUCAAGGGAAAGGAAGUUUGAGUUGUCCAUUACAUGCCUCUAAAGGAGUAUUAUCUUUCUUUUCUACAAAACAAAUGCAAGAUAGUCCCUUAAAUCCUGGAGAUCGCUUAUCCAAUAGCAAACAGAUACUCUCGCUCUCUCCCUGUGAACCAGGAACUUCAGGCUUAAAUAACAGUGGGUCCUUUUACCCGUCUAGCCAGAAGGAUUAUUCACAUUAUGUAGACAGUAGAUUAAAAGAUGAACGAAUGAGUCAAGGACCUAAAGAAUCUCAAGCAUUCCACAUUUCAAAUACAAACCCUGCUGUAUCUGUUUUCCAUUCAUUUCCAAAUUUGCAGAGUGAGCAACUUUUCUCCAAAAACCACACUACAAAUAGCCAUAAGCAACCAACAGCAACAGUGUCUCAUCAUGAAGGACUUGCAGAAAGUAGAGAGCAGGAUUCUACUGCUGAGAAAGUUACUUUUCCUUCUGAUGUUGAUCGGGAAGUUUUCUAUGAACUACCAGAAGAGGUACAAAAAGAGCUGUUGGCCGACUGGAAGAGAACAGGAUCAGAUUUCUACAUUGUACAAAAAUAAGCAUGUGCAGAAGAAAGGUCUAAAAAUCAAGGGAAAGACCAUUGUUCUCAGAUUAGUAGUUUAUUAAUAAGCUCAUCUAAAUUAAACACUAACAGGUAUUCAAUAAUAUAGCAAUCCAAAGUAAAAUGUUCCAAAUAAAGCAAGAUUAGUUAUGGGAAGUAAAUUCUGGCACAAAGUAUAAAAAAAUUUAUAAAAGAAAUAAUGUAAAACAUUACCUUCCUCUUAGUUCUAAAAGUAUUUUAUAUUGUUUUUCAAUAAAAAAAAUAUCUUGGUCA